AUGUGGUCGUCGAUAUUUCUGUGUAGCGGGCGGCUAAUGAUAUUACUAUGUCUACUACUGCAAUUGGCGUAUCACGGACUAGCUCACGUUCGAUCAAUGCACUACGUCUCGUAUCCACAGAAAAAUGCAUUCACUGACACUACAGCGAUGGAACCGUGUACAGGAUAUUUUUGUAAUAACGGGAUGGUGACGGAGUCGAGAAAAAUUCAACGGCUGCACCGUCACAAGGAGUUCGUGCAUAGAGUGCAAAAGAAAAUUUGUGAACAAAUCUUCAAUUCCAUCAAGAUGCGACUGCGUAUUAAGAAACUCAACAUAGAUAAUCCAUGCAACAACUAA
Messenger RNA from Rhopalosiphum maidis (corn leaf aphid), 336 nucleotides. RefSeq lists its product as uncharacterized. Bases 1 to 336 code for a protein of 111 amino acids. The transcript has 4 exons. Lineage: Eukaryota; Metazoa; Arthropoda; Insecta; Hemiptera; Aphididae. The record is from RefSeq and is a predicted model, not a curated record.